Jatropha curcas is the source of this 1437-nucleotide messenger RNA. RefSeq lists its product as uncharacterized. The record is from RefSeq and is a predicted model, not a curated record. Lineage: Eukaryota; Viridiplantae; Streptophyta; Magnoliopsida; Malpighiales; Euphorbiaceae. Gene Ontology annotation, biological process: mRNA splicing, via spliceosome. Gene Ontology annotation, cellular component: U2-type spliceosomal complex; post-mRNA release spliceosomal complex.
GUAGCCAAGAUAAACAUUUCUUCGUCAGCCUGUACGAGUAUAGAAUUGGGCACCGACUACGCCCAAAAGGUAGCGCCUCGUAUAAGGAAACGACGACGUCUGAUUGGACAGUACAAAAAUUCGAUUAGUCGUCCCUGCAAAACAAAAAGUCAUACGAAGCGGAAGAUCGAAAUCUCCCCCAAAGUUGAUUCUGAUUCGAACAAGAGAAAUUGAAAAUGUCUUCAUUAGCAGCAGCAAGAGCAGAUAAUUUUUACUAUCCACCAGAAUGGACUCCGAAACAGGGUUCCUUGAACAAGUUUCACGGUCAGCAUGCCCUAAGAGAGAGAGCAAGAAAGAUAGACCAGGGCAUUUUGAUAAUAAGGUUCGAGAUGCCAUUCAAUGUUUGGUGUGGUGGUUGCAAUUCUAUGAUUGCAAAGGGUGUUCGUUUCAAUGCAGAGAAAAAGCAAGUGGGAAACUAUUAUUCUACAAAGAUAUGGAGCUUCACCAUGAAAUCUGCAUGUUGCAAGCAUGAAAUUGUUAUUCAGACAGAUCCAAAAAAUUGUGAGUACGUAAUUAUUAGUGGGGCUCAACGGAAGACUGAGGACUUCGAUGUUGAGGAUGCAGAAACGUUUGAACUUCCUGCAGAUGAAGAGAGAGGUAAGCUUGCAGAUCCAUUUUAUCGUCUUGAACAUCAAGGGGAAGACCUGCAGAAGAAAAAAGAAGCUGAGCCAGUAUUAGUACGACUUCAGCGGGUAUCUGAUGCCAGGCACUCAGAUGACUAUGCCCUCAACAAAGCUCUUCGAGCCAGACUUAGAAGUCAAAAGAAAAGAGUUGCUGAAGAAGAAGCUGCUUCAAGGAAACUGGGACUUGGCAUAAGGCUGCUUCCAGCUGCUAAAGAGGAUGCUGCUACUGCAGCACAAGUGAAGUUUUCUUCCAAGUUUGACAAAAAUAGGAGGGAUAAGCGAGCAUUAGUCAAUGCUGCUUCAAUCUUUUCUGAGUCUCCUCAGGGUUCCUCAUCCAACAAGAGGCGUCUGGAGCUAGAAGCCAAGAGAAGGAAAAUCAGCGCAGCUGCUGCCUCUAACUUGUUGAGGGGGGGAUUUAAGCCAUCUUCAUUGUCGCGGGGUGCUGUUUCUUCAAUCAGGCAUAACCAAAAUUCAAUGAUGUCAAGACAUUUUUAGCUAAGGAUGUUUUGAUACAACAAGACUGGUGUUUUCCUUCAUUUGGAUUGAACAUUUUGUGUGAUUUUCUUUUUCCUUGUGCGAAAUGGCAUUAUGUCCUGUACAUAUAUACGAGUGUCUACUGCCUUGUUUUUGCAUUUUCUAGCUGGCUCCUGGUGCAUAGGGGGUCCAAAGGAGGUUGUAUACAGUGUUGUAUGCAGUGUCACCUGCAUGCAUGAUGAAUUAUAAUAUAAUGUCUAAUUAAUUAUGCUAAUGAUACUCACAGGCGCUUGUUUUACUA